CUACUGGGACAAACUAACAAGCAAUCUCUCUCUCUCUCUCCCUCUCCCUCUCUCUCUGACACUCUCUCUCUCACACACACACGAAUAUACUCUCUCUCUCUUCCCCCUCCCUGUGGAGCAUCAAACUACACAAGAUGGUGGAGAGGAGGAAGCCAUUAGUACUAUCUUCAACUAAAACUUUGAUAAAUUCACUACUCAAUUCAUCAAGACCAGAAGAUCAAUCUGAGCGAGCUGAGAGUGUAUCCGGCGAUAAGUCUUCCCCGGCGGUACAAUUAAAGGCCGGAAUUCUGCGACUCGGUAAUGGCAAAACAGUAAUUUCGGAUCCAAAGAUUGCAUCUUUUGACGACUCUGCUUUGGUUGGACUCUCCACUUCUCAACUCAAAAGGCUCUCCAUUACUUCAGGCUCACUGGUACUUGUCAAGAAUCUGGGGACCAACAUACAGAGAAUUGGCCAAGCAGUUGUUUUGGAUCCUCCCAUGACUAGUGAAAGUCAGAUGGAUGAUAAGUUAAACUCAUCUGCUGAUGUAUUAUCGCAGACAGAUUCAUCACAUGUGAUGCUUGUGUUCCCUUCAUAUUAUUUUUCUCAAUGGUGUUCCGUACCUUUAGCUGCUGAAGUUUCUUACCUGUCUUCCCUCCUGGCAUUCAACCUUAACUUGCAUCUUUCAUGUUUAAACUCUCUAGUUCAACAAGGCAAAGAACAUUUGGCCUCUUUGUUUCAAAAUAAUGUGAACGAUGAAACAAAUAAGAAAGGAAGUUUAGAGGGAACGGAGUCUACCAUUAAGUUAAGUGUUGAAUCUUGGUCUGGAUCACCAAAAUUUGCAUCACACUUGAGGGCUUCCUUUGUUAAGCUGCCAGAAUCUGGCACCCUUGAGGCCCUCAGAAGUAGUUCAUCUGUUGAAGCUGAAGAUCGCCAACGAAUGAUUGACUUGGCGUUAAAUGAAUAUUUUUCAGUUGAUAGAUAUCUUGCCCGAGGUGAUCUUUUCAGUAUAUGCAUUAAUUGGAACUGCAACUCUACAAUGUGCAUUCCUUGUAACCGAAAGAAUCAUAAUACUAGUGACAAUGUCAUUUACUUCAAGGUCAUUGCUAUGGAACCUUCAGAUGAACCUGUUCUUAAAGUCAAUCGCACAAAAACAGCCCUUGUCCUUGGGGGGAGUGUUCCUUCUGCUAUUCCCCCCGAUCUUUUGAUAUCUAAACCUAAUGGUUUCAAUCCUUUACAAGGCGACACCGUUAAGAUUCUUGCUUCUAUACUUGCACCACCUCUUUGUCCAUCAGCACUUUCGUCAAAAUUCAGAGUUGCUGUCCUUCUCAAUGGUUUGCCUGGGUGUGGAAAGAGAACUGUGGUCAAGUACGUAGCUCGUCGACUAGGCUUGCAUGUUGUGGAAUACAGUUGUCAUACUCUUAUGGCUUCCUCUGAACGUAAGAUAUCUGAUGCGCUGGCACAAGCUUUCCUUACAGCUCGCAGAUAUUCACCAACAAUUCUUCUGCUCCGACAUUUUGAUGUUUACCGCAAAAUGGCCUCUAUGGAGAGUUCACAACAAGAUCAAGUUGGCGUAAAUUCUGAAGUUGCAUCCAUUGUCAGGGAAUUCACUGAACCAGUUGGUGAUGAAGUUGACAGCCCUUAUGACGAAGAAGCCGGUAGUGACGCUGCUGUUCAAAGGACAAGCAGACAUCCAGUACUGUUGAUUGCAGCUGCUGAUAGUUCUGAAGGGCUGCCACCAACUAUUAGGCGCUGUUUCAGCCAUGAAGUUAGUAUGGGGCCUUUGACUGAAGAACAGAGACUUGAAAUGAUAUCCGAAUCACUCGGGAGUAUUUCUGAACUUCUUCCAGAUGGUACUUUGGAGGAUCUUGUAAAGGAUAUUGCUGGACAGACAUCUGGCUUUUUGCCAAGAGAUAUGCGUUCUCUGAUUGCUGAUGCUGGUAUGAAUUUGUUACCAAGGGACCAUAUCAAUUUUGACAAAGCUGAUCCAGGAAUCUCAGGUGAGAAUAGCUCAUUAGAGUCCAAACCAGCUCAGGUACCAAAGAUUCUGGAGAAAGAAGAUUUGGUCAAAGCAUUAGAACGGUCAAAAAAAAGGAAUGCCUCUGCCCUGGGCACUCCCAAGGUUCCUAAUGUAAAAUGGGAGGAUGUUGGUGGACUUGAGGAAGUAAAAAAAUCAAUUCUGGAUACUGUUCAGCUACCUCUCCUGCACAAGGAUUUAUUUUCCUCUGGUUUACGCAAACGCUCUGGUGUGCUUCUAUAUGGUCCACCAGGGACGGGGAAAACCUUACUGGCAAAAGCUGUUGCAACUGAGUGCUCCCUUAAUUUUCUUAGUGUGAAAGGGCCUGAACUGAUUAAUAUGUACAUAGGAGAAUCAGAAAAGAACGUGAGAGACAUUUUUCAGAAGGCCAGGUUAGCACGUCCCUGUGUUAUCUUCUUCGAUGAACUUGAUUCACUUGCCCCGGCUAGGGGUGCAUCUGGUGAUUCUGGGGGUGUCAUGGACCGCGUCGUUUCUCAGAUGCUUGCAGAGAUUGAUGGUCUGAGUGAUUCUAGCCAGGAUUUGUUUAUCAUAGGAGCCAGCAACAGGCCUGAUCUUAUCGAUACAGCACUUCUAAGGCCAGGUCGAUUCGAUAAGCUCCUUUAUGUUGGAGUAAAUACCGAAGCAAGUUACAGGGAAAGGGUCCUGAAAGCAUUGACCAGAAAGUUUAAAUUACAUGAGGAUGUGUCAUUGCUAUCAAUAGCAAAAAAAUGCCCCCAAAACUUUACUGGUGCGGACAUGUAUGCCUUGUGUGCAGAUGCCUGGUUCAAUGCUGCAAAGCGCAAGGCUUUGGCUACUCAAGCUGAUCCAAGUGUCACAGAUGAUCAAGCUGACUCUGUCGUCGUAGAAUAUGAUGACUUUUUAAAGGUUGUAGGAGAGCUCUCUCCGUCACUAUCCAUAGCAGAACUGAAGAAGUAUGAAAUGUUGAGAGAUCAAUUCGAAGGAACAUCUACGAGAUGAAUAUUGUUCCCAGGCAGGCAGCAAGUGCCUCCACACUAGGUAGUAUUAUACUAAUAGUAUCACUUUGUCAUAGAACAAUAAACAACACUUUAUGCAAUCAUGCUCAUCAUAGUGCACUAUAAAUGAAAAAACAUGACUAGUGAAGAAACAUAAUUUAUUAAUACAAAAGCAUCAUGUAUUGUUUGGUGAAAUGGAGUGCAUUGUACUUGUUUAUGAACUUAACAUUGAAGAUGACGAAAAAGAAACUACAAAACAAUGCACAAUCUAAGCGGCCAUUGACACAUAUGCCCCUUAUUUGCGGCUGGUCAAAAAUGGGGAAAAGUUUGGUCAACAGAGAGCCGACUACUUGAGUCCAGGCUUCGUUAUGUAAUUGUUCCCUUUUUCUGAAAAGUUCACAAUUGAUUUGUAUAUACUUCUUUUGGUUCACAAUCAAGUUCCUAUCUGCAUUUGGCAUUAUUUUCUGAACCUUAGACUACAUUUUAUUAGUCUUGUUUUCUUUAUUUGACGGUUUGGCUUUUUAUUAUUGCAUGAUAAAAAUUAUUAUUAUGAAUUAUCAAGUCUUUGAACCU
Messenger RNA from Daucus carota subsp. sativus, 3541 nucleotides. RefSeq names its product peroxisomal ATPase PEX6. NCBI's taxonomy places the organism in Eukaryota, Viridiplantae, Streptophyta, Magnoliopsida, Apiales, Apiaceae. The coding region runs from base 135 to 2972 and encodes 945 amino acids. Gene Ontology annotation, biological process: protein import into peroxisome matrix. Gene Ontology annotation, molecular function: ATP binding; ATP hydrolysis activity. The transcript has 16 exons. Gene Ontology annotation, cellular component: peroxisomal membrane; cytosol. The record is from RefSeq and is a predicted model, not a curated record.